Messenger RNA from Lactuca saligna, 435 nucleotides. The record is from the annotation of a GenBank genome assembly. Lineage: Eukaryota; Viridiplantae; Streptophyta; Magnoliopsida; Asterales; Asteraceae.
AUGCUGAAAGAGUUGGAGCACCUAAAAAUCUCAUUAGAUGCCAUAAAGCUGGCCACUAACAGCUUCCACGAUGAUUACUUUGUCAGGGUUGGUGGGUUCGGCAAGGUUUACAAAGGAGAGAUUAUAACCACAACCACAGACGGGGGGCUAGCAAAAGUCGUUGCAUUUAAGAGAUUAGAUAGACGACAUGGACAAGGUGAACAUGAGUUUCUGAUGGAGAUAAUGAUGCUCUUCCGUUAUCGACACAAGAACCUAGUCUCUCUUUUAGGUUUUUGUGACGAAGGGGAUGAGAAGAUUCUUUUUUAUGAGUAUGAGUUUAAUGGUAGUCUUGAAAGGUACCUUAGUAGCAACACUCUCACAUGGGCUCAACAACUCAAGAUAUGCAUUGGGGCAGCUCGUGGAUUGGAGUACCUUCACAACCCACCUGGAACAUAG